Messenger RNA from Asparagus officinalis (garden asparagus), 2978 nucleotides. RefSeq names its product nuclear cap-binding protein subunit 1-like. Gene Ontology annotation, cellular component: nucleus; nuclear cap binding complex. The transcript has 19 exons. Gene Ontology annotation, biological process: nuclear-transcribed mRNA catabolic process, nonsense-mediated decay; mRNA export from nucleus. NCBI's taxonomy places the organism in Eukaryota, Viridiplantae, Streptophyta, Magnoliopsida, Asparagales, Asparagaceae. The coding region runs from base 135 to 2720 and encodes 861 amino acids. Gene Ontology annotation, molecular function: protein binding; mRNA binding; RNA cap binding. The record is from RefSeq and is a predicted model, not a curated record.
CUCCACAGAAGUUAAGGGGACUUAAUUGCGAUCCCAAAGAUGUAGAGGACUAUUUGAUAAUAUUAAAGAAAGCCCUUGAACCUCUCCAAAACCUUAAUUCUGCUGGAUCACCAAAAAUCGUUCGCAGAGAAGAGAUGAGCAGCAGCAGCAACUGGCGAUCCCUCCUCCUCCGCAUCGGCGACAAGUGCCCGGAGUACGGCGGCUCCGGCGACCACAAGGAACACAUUGAUACGUGUUACAGCGCAAUCUUGCGCGAGUGGGAGAAUUCUAAAGAUGACAUCUUUGAGCUUCUUCUUCAAUGUGCAGAACAAUUGCCCCACAAGGUUCCUUUUUAUGGAGUACUGGUUGGUUUAAUUAAUUUGGAGAAUGAGAACUUUGCUAAAAAAAUUGCAGAUUCUACCCAUUCAAGGUUCCAGGAUGCAUUGUAUUCUGGAAAUUGUAAAAGGGUUCGCAUAUUGUUACGGUUUCUAACUGUGCUGAUGUGCAGCAAUGUUAUCCUACCAGGUUCUUUAGUUGGAAUAUUUGAAACGCUGUUGUCUUCUGCUGCCACUACCAUAGAUGUGGAUAAUGGAAAUCCUUCUUGGCAAUCACGUGCUGACUUCUAUGUUACUUGUAUCCUGUCCUCUCUUCCAUGGGGAGGUGCAGAGCUGGUUGAGCAAGUUCCUGAAGAUUUUGAGAGAGCCAUGGUUGGAGUACAAUCCUAUAUAAACAUCCGAAGCCGUUCUCAGGAUACCGGCUUCACAAUUUUUGAGGCACAGAAAGAUGAGACUAUUGAAAGAAAGGAUUUUCUAGAAGAUUUAUGGGAUCGUAUACAGGUCCUUUCCAGUAAUGGUUGGAAAGCUGAAAGUGUUCCAAGACCACACCUCUCAUUUGAAUCACAGUUGGUGGCUGGGUCAUCUCAUGCUCUUUCUCCUAUUUGCUGUCCGGAACAACCUGCACUCCCCUCAUCACAUUCUACAGUUGCCUUUGAAAAAGAAAAGCAUGAAGCUAUGAUGAAGUAUCCACAAAGGCUUCAUAGGCUCAAUAUAUUUCCCUCCGAUAAAACUGAGAUUAUGCAGCCUAUAGAUCGUUUUGUUGUCGAGGAAUAUUUGCUGGAUGUGCUUCUUUUCUUCAAUGGAUGCCGCAAAGAAUGUACUUCCUUCCUGGUUGGUCUCCCUGUGCCCUUCCGCUAUGAAUAUCUGAUGGCAGAGACGAUCUUUUCCCAGUUGCUUUUACUACCCAAAGCACCAUUUAAGCCAUUAUACUACACAUUGGUCAUCAUUGAUCUUUGCAAGGCUAUUCCAGGAGCAUUUCCUUCUGUGGUAAUAGGAGCAGUCCGUGCACUAUUUGACAGAAUCUCUGACAUGGAUAUGGAGUGUCGCACAAGGCUCAUUUUAUGGUUUUCUCAUCACUUAUCAAAUUUUCAAUACAUUUGGCCUUGGGAAGAGUGGGCUUAUGUUAAAGACCUUCCCAGGUGGGCCUCUCAACGAGUUUUUGUUCAAGAAGUAUUAGAAAGAGAAAUUCGGUUAUCCUACUGGGAUAGAAUUAAGCAGAGCAUUGAAAAUGCACCAGAACUAGAGGAGUUGCUUCCACCGAAGGGUGGGUCUAACUUCAAAUAUAGUAGCGAAGAUGGUGGAGAAAGCGCAGAACAUGCACUUUCUGCAGAAUUUAGCAGUAUGGUAAAGGCAAGAAAAAGCGUGCAACAGCUUAUUUCAUGGAUCGAAGAAAGUAUAAUUCCAGUACAUGGCUACAAAGUUGCAGUUGAAGUUGUAAUCCAGACUCUCUUGGAUAUUGGUUCAAAAAGUUUCACUCAUUUGAUUACAGUUUUGGAGAGGUAUGGUCAAAUCAUUGCCAAGCUUUGUCCAGACCAUGAUAGUCAAAUUAUUCUGAUGGGGGAAGUUAGCUCCUAUUGGAAGAACAAUACUCAGAUGACAGCUACAACCAUUGACCGGAUGAUGGGUUACCGACUCGUAUCGAAUCUGGCCAUUGUCACUUGGGUCUUUUCUCCAUCUAAUAUUGAACUAUUUCACCUUUCGGAUCGACCAUGGGAGAUCCUUAGAAAUGCGAUCAACAAGACGUACAAUCGUAUCACUGACCUCAGAAAGGAGAUUGUGUCACUUGACAAGAGUGUUUCAUUAGCUGAGGGAGCUACAAUCAAAGCUCAGAAAGAGCUUGAGGCUGCUGAAGCGAUGCUGGAACUAGUUGAUGGUCAGCCAGUGCAUACUAAUAAUUUAGGGAGGUUAAAACGGCUUAAAGGGUAUGCUGCAAAAGCAAAAGAUGAAGAGAUAUCCUUACGGGAAGCCUUGGAAGCUAAGGAGGCUCUCAUUGCUCGAGCUCUUGAAGAAAACAAGGCACUGUUUUUAUCAGUGUACAAGAACUUUGGAGAUGUGCUCAAGGAAAGACUGCCUCCUGUAUCUGCUGACGGGAAAAUACCAAAUUUGAAGGCUGGUAAUGUGCAAAGCAUGGUUGUGGACAGCGAGGAGACGCCAGCAAUGGAUGUUGACCAUGAGAAUGGCAAAAACACCAGUGAGAUGAAUGGUGAAACUACAACGAAUGGCUACAACAUUGGGGAGCAAGAGCAAUGGUGUUUAACCACAUUGGGUUACGUCAAGGCUUUUUCAAGGCAGUAUGCGACUGAGGUUUGGCCGCAUAUUGAAAUGCUUGUUAAGGAGGUGUUUGUUGAUAAUGUUCAUCCCCUGUUCAAGAAAGCUGCUUAUGUUGGCCUUUGCAGACAGAAUUGAUUUGAACUCGCCAGCCUGUUGUAUACUAGUUGAACUUUACAUUUGUACCUGUACUUUAGCUACUUAAAAACUUUUCCAUACCGCAGCAGUCUAAAGUUCUAACUGGCGCUCACUGCCCUUUACUUUCACGCGGGAAUAUUGUUUUAGUGGUCAUGGAGCGUAACUGGAGAUUAUAUUUAAUUUUCUGUAGCUGUUUACAUGAAAUAAAUAGGUGAGUUUUGGAAACAAAUAUAUAAAAACGAAAAAUGAUUAAUUCUA